Messenger RNA from Ustilago hordei, 606 nucleotides. RefSeq lists its product as uncharacterized. The record is from RefSeq and is a predicted model, not a curated record. Lineage: Eukaryota; Fungi; Basidiomycota; Ustilaginomycetes; Ustilaginales; Ustilaginaceae. Gene Ontology annotation, biological process: proteasome assembly. The transcript has a single exon. Bases 1 to 606 code for a protein of 201 amino acids.
AUGUCCAAUCGCCAACCACCACCAGCCACCCCCUCAACCUCCCAAAUCACAGUCACCCCCCUCCCUCCCACCACCUCACCCAUCCUCCCAACCAAAACAAUCACAACCACCAUCCUUGGCCAUGCAACCACCAUCAUAGCUCAAUCAUUUACAGAUCGAGUCUUCAUAACAAUAACCCAACUCUCCCGAUUCGGAGUUCUCUACCAAGCCUCUACCUCUCCUUCUCCCUCUUCCCACACUGAUGGGUCGGCGGCAGCUCCCACCACCACGGCGGCAAAUUUGCCGCCGCCAUUACCAACAACAAUAGUAACAAAAUUAGUGGGCACAGAACCUACGCCGGGUCAUGUAGCUCUAUAUCAGCUCUAUGUUAGUCAGGUGGCUAGCAUUGUCCAUCAUGCAAUGGACGCGAAUGCAGGGAGGAGUGUGGUUGUCAGUCUGGCUUUGAAGGCGAGUGCGAGUGCGGAUGGUGUAGGGAAGGAGAGGGGGACAGGGGGCGGGCAAGAUUGGGACGAUGACGAGGCGGGGGAGAUGUUGAUGUCGAGCGAAGACGAACGGCAACGAUUCGUGGCGAUAAUGGGACUUGUACAGCAGUGUAGGGUUUGGUGA